ACUAAUGCAAACCGCGACAUGGUAUUUAUUUUGAACGAAACAAAACAAAAAUGACAUUCACAAUAUUUACGUUUCAAAAUGGUACAUUCCUCUUAAAAUCGCAACAGAAAUGACCAACAAAUCGUGGAAAUCUUUUGAUUUGCUGCUCACUACACCGAGCCCGGCGAGGCUGAAGCUGAAUACAUCCUUUCACCGUGGGGGACCAACAGUGCAUAGUAGUUCUUCGCGGCACACAAUUUCACAACUCAAAACGAACACCUCGCCUUUCGAUGAACGACGGUCGACGACACUACGAACUGGACAGACCUAUGCAUCGGCAAGUGAAUACUCUCAGAUUGAAGAUGUCUCGUCGGGCGACGAAAAGAACGAAACGCCGACAGCGACCAGCGUAACCAUUUCUGCAUCGUCUGUAGAUUGUUCCGCACUUGACUCAAAGGAUGUGACUAUCUUUGGUAAAUCUCGUGCUGAUUCAGACAUCGAAGAUAUAUCUGAGCCCGAAGCCCAUACCAAAGAUACUCCGCUGGAAAUAUUGGAAACCUCGUCCGAUGAUUCCGACUGUGAAGCCAUCCAUUGCAAAAGGAACAAACGUCUUAAGCUGGAUUACGUAAACCGCAAGUCGCCUGGUUGUGGACGAAGGAUAACCGAUGAUAUUCUUAUGAUUGAAAAUGCUACUGAAAGGACGAUCAAUGCAGAACAAUCAUCCACGUGGACCAAAUCCAUAAUUGAAAACAACAGCCCAAAGAGUAUUAAAAGAACACCAAAACGAAGUUCUAUCUGGAAACGUCUGGACGAGUCCUUUAAAGACAUUCAUCCAGUGGAUGCCACCAAGAGCCCACCGAAUCGCAAGUGGAAGACACUGGAAGAUACAUUCCGUGAGAAUCCUCCGGCAGAAAUCGAAGCCGAUCUCACUCCAGAUAAUGUGCCACCUUCAAGAACAAAGGAAACAUCCAUUGAGCAAGUCUCCGAUACUUCAUUUUAUGACCCGACUUCGCUCAAUCAAUGGCCAUCGCGAAUAAAAUACCGUAAAGACUGCCCGGUGUCCCGCUUCAAUCAAAUUCUGCAAGAGAAUUCUUCGAUGCAAGCAUUCUGGCUCCACGAACGGCAGAUGAAUUUGUUGCCCGCCAAAGCGAAACCGGUUCAGAUCGAAACCAUUGCAAGGAUCUUUGGUCGCAUAGCAAUCAGCUACUACGAACCGGACCGGAACGAUCCUGACUCUAAAAUAGAACACAUCCUGUACGUGGAUCCAAGCGAGAAGCAAUUGAAAACUCUGAGGAAGGGCUCCAGGAUAGAAGUGGAAUAUGAUUUGGCGCCACACCAAUUGUCUAGGAGCAGGAUUGUCCAUCUCGGCGUAAGCAAGAUAAAGGCUGUUGACUGAUAGUUUUGAAAUAAACUCACCCGAUUAAUCUAUUUUAAAAAA
Molecule: messenger RNA, 1417 nt
Organism: Aedes aegypti (yellow fever mosquito)
Lineage: Eukaryota; Metazoa; Arthropoda; Insecta; Diptera; Culicidae
Exons: 2
Coding region: 110-1375 (421 amino acids)
Source: RefSeq, a predicted model, not a curated record